Messenger RNA from Sphenostylis stenocarpa, 1203 nucleotides. NCBI's taxonomy places the organism in Eukaryota, Viridiplantae, Streptophyta, Magnoliopsida, Fabales, Fabaceae. The record is from the annotation of a GenBank genome assembly.
AUGGAAGGAAAGUUAUCGCGCGCAGCAAAGAAGAUUGCUCCCUCUUCCAUUCGAGAACUCUCCCAACUCGCUCAGCAAUGCAACGCCAUCAACCUCGCCGAGGGCUUCCCGGACUUCCCCGCCCCUCCCCUCAUGAAAAACGCUGCCGUUUCUGCAAUCAACUCUGACUUCAACCAGUACAGGCACGUGCAAGCUUUAUGCGACAACUUGGCCAAGAUGUUCAAGGAAAUGCAUGGUUUAGAUAUCGACCCUCUUACGGAUGUAGUUAUUUGCUGCGGUCAAAGCGAGGCCUUUGCAGCUUCAAUCUUUGCAACAAUUGACCCGGGUGACGAGGUCAUACUGUUCGACCCUUGUUAUGAAUCAUAUGAAGGAUGUAUUACCAUGGCCGGGGGAGUUCCUAUUUACGUGCCACUUGACCCGCCUCAAUGGAAACUGGAUCCAAUCAAAUUCUUCGGAUCAUUUAAUGAGAGAACUAAAGUCGUAGUACUGAACAGUCCUCACAAUCCUACUGGCAAAGUUUUCACAAAAGAUGAACUUGAGAUUAUUGCUGGAGAAUGCUGCAGCAGGAAUUGUCUGGCUAUAACCGAUGAAGUAUAUGAACACAUAACGUAUGACAACCUGAAACACAUAUCCCUGGCCUCAUUGCCUGGAAUGCAAGAGCGGACUAUUAUAACAUCUUCUUUGUCCAAAUCAUUUAGUGUUACAGGUUGGAGGGUUGGAUGGGCAAUUGCACCAGCUUUUCUUGCGUCUGCUAUAAACAGGAUUCACCAAAGAGUUACAGAUUGUGCCCCAGCACCUUUUCAGGAAGCUGCGUUGAGUGCUCUGAGAAGUCCUCCUGAAUACUUUGAAUCACUUCGAAAUGAUUAUCAAUCAAAAAGAGACUAUAUCAUCAAUUUGCUAGGGGGAGUAGGUUUUAAGAUUGAAUUUAAACCUCAGGGUUCCUUCUUCUUAUUUGCUGAGCUUCCUGACAGUUGCCCCCAGACAGAUGUAGAAUUUGUCAAAAAACUAAUACUAGAAGCAGGGGUAGUGGCUGUUCCAGGACGAGGAUUUGUCCAUACAAACUCCUCAUCAUCAAAUGAAGUUUCUAACUACCAGAAGAGAUACAUCAGGUUUGCGUUCUGCAAGCGCGAUGCAACUUUGACUAUGGUUGCAGAAAAACUGGGUAAGCUUUUGGAUGCUAAAGGGCAUCUUGCGCUACAUUAA